GACCCGCAGCCUCCCUCUCCACCGCCCCUGCUGUACCCAGAUGUCGGCGGCUUCCGGGAAGCCCGUCGGACAACCCGCCUCCACGCGCUUGUCCACGAGUCUGCCCUACCCUGGCGGUGGCCUCUUGGCCGGCACCCUGACCCCUCCUUUUCCGCAGGUCCCUCUUGGUGGUUCCAAGAAGACCCCCGGCACAAUAAUGCCCUCCUCACCGGGCCCCCCGCGCCGGCCCUCCUCGGACCCCUCGGCCACCCUAGGGGACGCUGAGGCAGCGCGCCAGCGUUUCCGGGGGUUCUGCUACCAGGACGUGGCGGGUCCUCAAGAGGCCCUGACCCGGCUUCAGGAGCUGUGCCGCCGGUGGCUGCGGCCGGAGGUGCGCUCCAAGGAGCAGAUGCUGGAGCUGCUGGUGCUGGAGCAGUUCCUGGGUGCGCUGCCCCCUGAGAUCCAGGCCUGGGUGCGGGACCAGAGACCAGGCAGCCCUGAGGAGGCUGCAGCCCUGGUGGAGGGCCUGCAGCACAACCCCGGGCAGCUACUGGGCUGGAUCACAGCCCAUGUCCUGAAGCAAGCAGUGCUCCCAGCACCACAGAAGGCAGAGGACUCACUGGGGAGCCUCCACCCUCCAGGGAUAGUAGAGCCCCUCAGGGCAGCCGCUGGGGAGGGGCCGAAGGAUGCCCAGAUGGAGGGUUCUGCCCAGCUCAGCUGUAGUGUAAAGAAGGAGCCUGAUGCCGAUGGGCAGGAGAUGGCACCCGCCAGUCCCCCAAAUCCAGCCCAGUCCCAAGAGGGGCCAGUUGGACCUGGGGGACCAGAUUCUGCCUCCUUCCACCCACCCAGGAUUCAGGAGGACUGGGGGCUGCUGAACCCGUCCCAGAAGGAGCUGUACUGGGACGCGAUGCUGGAGAAGUACGGCACCGUGGUGUCCGGUCCCCGGGAGCCGGGCGCACCGCGCCACCCCCGGCACGCGCCCCCGGCAGCUCGGAAGAACUACGCGUGCGAGGAGUGCGGGCGCAGCUUCAGCUGGAAGUCGCAGCUGGUCAUCCACCGCAAGAGCCACGCUGGCCAGCAGCGCCACUUCUGCAGCGACUGCGGCCGCGGCUUCGACUGGAAGUCCCAGCUGGUCAUCCACAGGAAGAGCCACCGGCCCGAGGACCCGUGA
Miniopterus natalensis is the source of this 1150-nucleotide messenger RNA. NCBI's taxonomy places the organism in Eukaryota, Metazoa, Chordata, Mammalia, Chiroptera, Miniopteridae. The record is from RefSeq and is a predicted model, not a curated record.